AUUAGAGUUGUUUUGCUAGGUGCUGUCAUCUCAUUCCGGCGUCAUGAGUGCUGAAAACUGUGAUGGAACUUUGUCUGUGCCUUUACGAAACGUAUCGAACUCUAUUCAGUGUAUCAGAGAUCGAGUCAGAGAUGGAGAAUCAAAUGAGAGAGAGGGAGCAUUCAAUCUCUCCAACUUCUGGGACACUUUGAACCAGGCAGUGAAGACUGUGUCCCAGGAAGCAACUAAACUGAGCCUGGCCUUCUCCAGACCCCCUCUGCCAUCUUUACAAGAUGGAGAAAAGCUGUCAGAGUUCAUAUUGAAAAGCGUCCUGACGCUGUCGACUGUGUAUUACUGGCUACCCAAAAGCCAAGGGGUGACGCUACGGCGACAGGUCAGGGAUGCUACUGUGGAGGUCCUGGAUGGCGUUUUACAGCUGGUGGAGGUCAUAAUCAGCUCACCACUGCAAAGCCUGACCCAGGAGCAGAUCACGUCCACUGGAGGAGUUUGGUCUGCCUGUGAUCGCUUUGCUCGGCUACCAAAAGACAAUAAGGAAGCUCUGCUAGUCGUUCUAUCAUCUCAGUCAGGAGUUAUAAAAGAUGCCAUUGAGGAAAUGAAGCAGAUCUUAUCCGAACCCGAGGACCCGUUCAAGGACUGCCUCAUUAACGACCCGGACGACAACUCUGACCAUGACUGUCCUCCCAACAACCAGUGCAUGUCCAUGUCAGAGAAGGACUGGCAGGUGAUCAGUGCGUGUCAGGGGUUAAUGAAAGCAGCUGCUGCGUGUCUGAGGAAACUUACAUCAGCUGUCAAGGCCAACGGUGACGCUGCCGAACCUCAGAAGGUCGCUCAGCUGGACGAUCUGGCCGACAUCAGCCGGGAAAUCAGCCCCAGUGUGGACGAUCUCGCCCUCUGUCUCUACCCACCCAUGAAUUACACUGGAGUGGAAAACCACACGUCUAAAUUGGCAGCAUUGUUAAGGAAAUUUUUGGACCUGAUUAGAUCCAGCCAUGUGUGUGGAGAAGCAGAGCUGAGCUGGGUUCAGUUCUUAGAGGGAGCCGUCGACCACAAUGUUCAGAAAGCCAAAGAACUGAUUGAGCUGGACGGCUGAUUUCCUUUAAUAAAAAGAUUGUAACAUACAUCUAA
This is a messenger RNA of Poecilia latipinna (sailfin molly), 1125 nucleotides long. RefSeq names its product cyclin D-type binding-protein 1 (gene ccndbp1). Gene Ontology annotation, cellular component: nucleus. The record is from RefSeq and is a predicted model, not a curated record. Bases 44 to 1090 code for a protein of 348 amino acids. The transcript has 12 exons. Lineage: Eukaryota; Metazoa; Chordata; Actinopteri; Cyprinodontiformes; Poeciliidae.